Octodon degus (degu) is the source of this 3166-nucleotide messenger RNA. RefSeq names its product transient receptor potential cation channel subfamily C member 4 associated protein (gene Trpc4ap). Gene Ontology annotation, molecular function: phosphatase binding. Gene Ontology annotation, biological process: ubiquitin-dependent protein catabolic process. NCBI's taxonomy places the organism in Eukaryota, Metazoa, Chordata, Mammalia, Rodentia, Octodontidae. The record is from RefSeq and is a predicted model, not a curated record. The transcript is spliced from 19 exons. The coding region runs from base 33 to 2459 and encodes 808 amino acids. Gene Ontology annotation, cellular component: Cul4A-RING E3 ubiquitin ligase complex.
GUGGCGAGCCCUCCGCCGCCCCGUAGAAAUUUAUGCGGUCCGGAGCCGUUUGCUUCCUGUUUGUUGGAGGAGACAUGGCGGCGGCGGCGGCGGCAGGGGUCUGCCGAGGGAGACGAUCGGUAGCAACAGUGGCAGCGUGGGGCGGGUGGGGCGGCCGGCCGCGGCCGGGGAACAUUCUGCUGCAGCUGCGGCAGGGCCAGCUGACCGGCCGGGGCCUGAUCCGUGCAGUGCAGUUCACUGAAGCUUUUUUGACAGAACGGGACAAGCAGUCCAAAUGGAGUGGAAUUCCUCAGUUGCUCCUUAAGCUGUAUGCCACCAGCCACCUCCACAGUGACUUCAUUGAGUGUCAAAACAUUCUCAAGGAAAUUUCUCCUCUUCUUUCCAUGGAGGCUAUGGCAUUUGUUACUGAAGAUAGGAAACUAACUCAAGAAACUACUUACCCAAAUACAUAUAUUUUUGAUUUGUUUGGAGGUGUUGAUCUCCUUGUAGAAAUUCUUAUGAGGCCUACAAUCUCUAUCCGGGGACAGAAACUAAAAAUAAGCGAUGAAAUGUCCAAGGACUGCUUGAGUAUCCUGUAUAACACCUGUGUCUGUACGGAAGGAGUUACAAAGCGUUUGGCAGAAAAGAAUGAUUUUGUGAUCUUCCUGUUUACACUGAUGACGAGUAAGAAGACGUUUUUGCAAACUGCAACGCUCAUUGAAGAUAUUUUGGGUGUUAAAAAGGAAAUGAUCCGACUAGACGAAGUGCCCAAUCUGAGUUCCUUAGUAUCCAAUUUUGACCAGCAACAGCUUGCUAAUUUCUGCCGGAUUCUGGCUGUCACCAUUUCAGAGAUGGACACAGGAAAUGAUGACAAGCACACACUUCUUGCAAAAAAUGCUCAGCAGAAGAAGAGCUUGAGCUUGGGGCCUUCUGCAGCUGAAAUCAACCAAGCGGCCCUUCUCAGCAUCCCCGGCUUUGUGGAACGGCUUUGCAAGCUGGCGACUCGGAAGGUGUCAGAGUCAGCGGGCACAGCCAGCUUCCUGCAGGAGCUAGAGGAGUGGUACACGUGGUUAGACAAUGCUCUGGUUCUCGACGCCCUGAUGCGAGUGGCAAAUGAGGAGUCUGAGCACAAUCAAGCCUCCACUGUGUUCCCUCCUCCAGGCACUUCUGAGGAGAAUGGGUUGCCUCACACUUCCGCCAGGACCCAGCUGCCCCAGUCCAUGAAGAUUAUGCACGAGAUCAUGUACAAACUGGAAGUACUCUAUGUCCUCUGUGUGCUGCUGAUGGGCCGGCAACGAAACCAGGUUCAUAGAAUGAUUGCAGAGUUUAAGCUGAUCCCUGGACUCAAUAACUUAUUUGACAAGCUGAUUUGGAGAAAACAUUCAGCUUCUGCUCUCGUCCUCCAUGGUCACAACCAAAACUGUGACUGUAGCCCGGACAUCACCUUGAAGAUCCAGUUUCUGAGGCUUCUUCAGAGUUUCAGUGACCACCACGAGAACAAGUACCUGCUCCUUAACAAUCAGGAGCUGAAUGAACUCAGUGCCAUCUCCCUCAAGGCCAACAUCCCUGAAGUGGAAGCCGUCCUCAACACUGACAGGAGUUUGGUGUGUGAUGGGAAGAGGGGUUUAUUAACACGUCUGCUGCAGGUCAUGAAGAAGGAGCCAGCUGAGUCAUCGUUCAGGUUUUGGCAAGCCCGGGCUGUGGAGAGUUUCCUCCGAGGGACCACUUCCUAUGCGGACCAGAUGUUCCUGCUGAAGCGAGGCCUCCUGGAGCACAUCCUGUACUGCAUUGUGGACAGUGAGUGCAAGUCGAGGGAUGUGCUACAGAGCUACUUUGACCUUCUGGGAGAACUGAUGAAGUUCAACGUUGAUGCAUUCAAGAGAUUCAAUAAAUACAUCAACACUGAUGCAAAGUUCCAGGUUUUCCUAAAGCAGAUCAACAGCUCCCUUGUGGACUCCAACAUGCUUGUGCGCUGUGUCACUCUGUCACUGGACCGAUUUGAAAACCAGGUAGACAUGAAAGUGGCCGAGGUCCUGUCUGAGUGCCGCCUGCUCGCCUACAUAUCCCAGGUGCCCACGCAGAUGUCCUUCCUCUUCCGUCUCAUCAAUAUCAUCCACGUGCAGACCCUGACCCAGGAGAAUGUCAGCUGCCUCAACACCAGCUUGGUGAUCCUUAUGCUGGCCCGACGGAAAGAGAGGCUGCCCUUGUACCUGCGCCUGCUGCAACGGAUGGAACAUAGCAAAAAGUAUCCUGGCUUCCUGCUCAACAACUUCCACAACCUACUGCGCUUCUGGCAGCAGCAUUACCUGCACAAAGAUAAGGACAGCACCUGCCUGGAGAAUAGCUCCUGUAUCAGCUUCUCAUACUGGAAGGAGACAGUGUCCAUCCUAUUGAACCCAGACCGCCAAUCACCUUCUGCCCUCGUGAGCUACAUUGAAGAGCCCUACAUGGACAUAGACAGGGACUUCACCGAGGAGUGACCGGGAGCAUGGCCUUGGGAGGCUGCUGGGCCUGGGCCAGUGCAGGUGCAUGUGGGUGCCCAUGCCACACGCCCUGCCCAUUCCCGUCCCUCCCUGCCUCCGCAUCAAUGCCCACCUGUCCCAGGUCUGACAUACAGGCGUAGCGGUGGGAGGGAGCAUCCUGCAGGCCUGUGGCCCUCGGUCUGGGGGAGCCUCAAGAUCAGGACAGGGGCGCCUUGCUCAUCCCUCGAACCCAGGGGCCCUGCUGGACGGCCCAGAGGAAGAAGACUUAGGACAAUAGCUCUGUCUGAGUUCUUGCCCGGUCUCAUGGCUGUCCUGGGGUGACAAGGGAGAUAGGGGCCCCCUCUGUGUGCAGAGCCUCUGGGCCUAGGCAGAGGUUCUGAGCCUUGGGCAGGCCUGGGGGUACAGAGAAUGCCACCUUCCCCCAGGCCCGCCUGUCUGUUGUCCCCUCCCUCCUUCGUCUUCCUUUAGCCCCCCUGGUUCUGUUUGCUCAUUGGCCACCGUGUUCAUCUUGGGGAACCUGGUCUCCCCAUCCCUUGGGGUAUGAGGUGGCUGUGCCUGUCCCGCCCCGGGGCAGCAUCUCCUGCCUGAGCCCGAACACAGAAGUCUGGCUGGGAGUUCAUCCUUGGCCCUUCCUGUGUUGCCAAUUUAUUAACAGCAAAUAAACCAAUUAAACGGAGACUAUUAAAGAACUUUAUUUUAAAUGA